AUGAAUUUAACGCCAAAGACGUUUAAAGAGAAACGUUCGUUCGCGCAACGAGUUGCUGAUGUAGAAUUGAUUAAAGAACAACAUCCAAGUAAAAUACCUAUUAUCGUUGAACGAUAUUAUGGGGAAAAGCAGCUACCAGAGCCGGACAAGUCCAAAUUUUUGGUGCCAGAUUACUUAACUGUAGCAGAACUUAUAAAAAUAAUUCGACGUAGGCUACAGCUUCACCCAACACAGGCAUUUUUUCUAUUAGUAAACCAAAGAAGUAUGGCAAGCGGUAGUAUGACUAUGGCACAACUUUAUCAAAGAGAAAAAGAUGAAGAUGGCUUCCUUUACAUAGUAUUUGCUAGUCAAGAAGUAUUUGGGUGUUAA
Hylaeus volcanicus is the source of this 369-nucleotide messenger RNA. Its product is annotated as microtubule-associated proteins 1A/1B light chain 3A-like. Gene Ontology annotation, cellular component: autophagosome; autophagosome membrane; cytosol. The transcript has 3 exons. The record is from RefSeq and is a predicted model, not a curated record. Gene Ontology annotation, molecular function: ubiquitin protein ligase binding. Lineage: Eukaryota; Metazoa; Arthropoda; Insecta; Hymenoptera; Colletidae. Gene Ontology annotation, biological process: cellular response to nitrogen starvation; macroautophagy; autophagosome assembly. Bases 1 to 369 code for a protein of 122 amino acids.